Messenger RNA from Populus euphratica (Euphrates poplar), 1557 nucleotides. RefSeq names its product E3 ubiquitin-protein ligase PUB22-like. The coding region runs from base 276 to 1550 and encodes 424 amino acids. The transcript has a single exon. Gene Ontology annotation, molecular function: ubiquitin protein ligase activity. The record is from RefSeq and is a predicted model, not a curated record. Lineage: Eukaryota; Viridiplantae; Streptophyta; Magnoliopsida; Malpighiales; Salicaceae. Gene Ontology annotation, biological process: protein ubiquitination.
AAAAGGAUAUAGAUCCUGUGAUCAAUAGAGAUCCACUGAACGCACACGAGAGCUGUGUGAUCUUGUCUCUGUGGAAUCUCUCAGUCCUCAUUUUCCUUAAUUUAUGUUUUCCACUCUUACCUGUAUGCAGCGCCUUCUUUUGACUGUUCAAAUGUCAACGAUGUGAACAGCCCACUUACUGUUCAAUCAUCUCUCCCUCUCUCUUCCUUGCUAUUUACAAUCAUUUUUGGCACAUACUCUCCUUGUUCUUCAAUCUUGAUCUUAGCUAGCUUAGCAUGCAAAGAGAGGAACAAGAAAUUCAAAGAAUGGAGGGUUUUGAGCAUCAAGCGCCAUCAUUUUUUAUCUGCCCAAUAUCUCUUCAGGUCAUGAAAGAUCCUGUUACUAUAUCCACAGGCAUGACCUUUGACCGAGAGAGCAUUCAGAAAUGGCUUUUCUCUUAUAAGAAAAUCAUUUGUCCUGUUACAAAACAACCCCUUUCUGAUUUCCGUCUCACUCCAAAUUCUAAUCUUCUUCGGUUGAUCCAAUCAUGGCACUUGCAGCACGCAUCAUCAUCAACAACAAAAUUUGUGGAGCCGGAGCCUAAUAAUCAUGAUGCCUUGAUGAAAGUCCUUCUUGAAGAGAUUAAGCAACCCCAUUUGCAGGUAAAAUCUCUAAGAAAGAUCAAGUCAUUAAUCCAGGAGAGCCGUGGUGAUAGUAGCAGGAUUACUUGCAUCAGAGAUGAUAGCUUAUUUUCUCUAGUAGCAUCUCUUGUAGUCAAAACUGAGUUACCGGGGGUUCCACAGAUUACUGGUAAUGACACGGCAGAAAUUAUCAAUGAAGCUGUGUCUUCUUUGUGUCUUUUAAGGCCAUCCGACGAGACAUUAAAGAUGGUUUCACAAAAUGAAAAUGGCCUGUUAAUCGAAUCACUUUGUUUAAUUAUAACACAGUAUUUGAGCAAUCUACAGAUUAGAAUUCAAGCUGCUCUUCUUCUGAAGUCCAUAUUUGAAGUGGUUGAUGGGAUUUACAAGGAAGGACUUAGAGUUGAGUUCUUUGAGAGCAUCACGGAGAUAUUGAAGGACCAAAUUUCAAAACAUGGAAGCCUGACAGUCUUGGCUAUUUUGAUGGAAGUUUUGUCAUAUGGGAAGAAUAAAGAGAAAGCUAUUGAGGGAGGACUCAUUCCGAUCCUGAUAGAAUUGCUAGCUGAGGACAAUGAGAGGCAUGUGUGCGAGAUGAUGUUGGCCGUGCUAGAAAAACUGUGCCAGAAAGCAGAAGGGCGGGCUGCCUUUUUGGCACAUCCAGCAGGCAUAGCAGUUGUAUCAUCGAAGAUUUUGAAGGUUUCCCAUGUUGGAGAUGAUAAAUCAAUAAGUUUGUUGUCAUCCGUUUUAAGAUUUUGUAUCAGUAGAGGUGAGGUUGCACAAGAAUUUAUGGAGGUGGGUGGAGUGACAAAGAUUUGCUUGGUGAUAGAAAGUGGAUGCAAUUUAAAGACUAAGGAAAAAGCCAGGGAAAUCUUAGGGUUUCAUCUUAAAACAUGGAACAAGAGUCCCUGUUUCCCCUCGUUAUUUAAAGCUUGAUUAAUUA